AUGAAGCAGAAAAGACUUGCCCCAGAUGAAUUGUUCUGUCCGGAGCGCCUGACCCUACGUUUGCCGAACUGCGUUGGUAGCUCUCGACGGACAUCCGAUGAUUUAUGCGUGCCUAUAGACUGCGAAAAUGAGCUGACUUGCCCUCACUCCCAUGUUGACAGAAAGUUGAAAUGGCAUUACCACGGUGAUGACUCCUUUUGGGGAUCCUUGUACACCGGUGGGCGUCUUGGACCAGAACAAGACCCCCCGAAUGCUAAGAAAGAAGUAAUAUGGAAGGGGGGUCGGAGAAAGAGGGUGUUGGAGGGUGGGAGUAAGACCGGGGAGAGGAUCGGAGGGAGGGGGAGAGUGGAAGGGGAGAAUGGUAGUGGUGUGAGAGAGAGCAAGCCAUUAACGAACCCCCGAGCUGCCUGGAUCUGA
Messenger RNA from Aspergillus niger, 417 nucleotides. RefSeq lists its product as hypothetical. The transcript is spliced from 4 exons. Lineage: Eukaryota; Fungi; Ascomycota; Eurotiomycetes; Eurotiales; Aspergillaceae. The coding region runs from base 1 to 417 and encodes 138 amino acids. The record is from RefSeq and is a predicted model, not a curated record.